Molecule: messenger RNA, 3016 nt
Organism: Liolophura sinensis
Lineage: Eukaryota; Metazoa; Mollusca; Polyplacophora; Chitonida; Chitonidae
Exons: 3
Coding region: 1-894 (297 amino acids)
Source: RefSeq, a predicted model, not a curated record
AUGACGGCGCUUGCAGGGGGAGCGAAGAGCGUCGAGAAAGUGUCCAAACCCAAGCGCUUAUACGAGGACAGCGGUUCAGUAUCUGACGGUGUACAGGCCUAUGAGGACGAAGUUCGGGGGCGUCAUGUUGGCGGUGCUCUUAACAAGGACUUAGAGAAAUUGUUUGGUGACCUCCGCACGGACAGGGAAGGUCCGGAGGAGAACGCACGCAAACCUAAGGCGAAGACAGUAAAAGCUGCACUGAAGCUGAAACCACCGGCCCUCGCAUCUAAGCCCAAGUCGCUAAAGGCUGUGAAAUUAGCGAAAGCUAAAUCUGGUGCAAGAAAAUCUGCGAAAUUGGCAAAAAAGAAGAAAACAGUGAGAAAGAAAUGUCGUGAAAAUGUUUCGGAUAAAUUGUUCCGCCAACAGUUCCCUAAGAUUUCCUGGAGUCAGUGGUACCUUGCAUUUUCCUCCGAACGCCCGGAUGUGGGAAACUGGCUAAAGAGAUCUGCGGGGACAAAGCAGGGGUUCCGGAGAAAAGGACAUUUUACGUGUAAUGCUGAUGGACCCCGUGUCUUUGAAGUUGGUGUACAGGUCCGACCAAGAGGGAAAAUAUAUGCUACAUUUGUUGGCAAGAGGUCAGCCCCAAAGUCCGUUUCAAGCUGGGGCUUAGGCCUGCUCUCUGCACCUUUGCUGGCGAAGCAAGUGAACGCAGUGCUGUCUGGGAAAGUCCGAGUUUUCGUAAGAUUAGGAAAGGCUAAUUUCAAAGGAAAAAAGGCGCAGUCCAGCACGGUUGACAAGACCCAGGCAACUGCAGUGGGGACUUACGAUUACGCCUGGAUGAAGAGUAGACCCAACGGAAAACCCCGAUUAGUUAAAAAGGCAGGGACAAAAAUAUCGUAUGACACAGCUUAACACUGAACACACUUGUAAUAUUAGAAGAGGGCAUACAUUAUAAUGCCGUGUAGCAAGUGCUAGGCGAUAAACCCGCGCAGAUGCUGAAGUGUGUUCUAUUAGAAGAUGACUGUAGUAUAGUUAAACGACGAAUAUUUGGAUGAGAUCGUCAUCUACAAAUUGUAACAUGAUGCACAUGUACACGGGAAAUGACAUCCAUUCAAAGUUUAAACAGUCGUAUUUAUUCCACAUUAACGAAACUGAGACUGACAAAAGGGCCACGGUAUUAAUUUCAUGGUUUGUCUCUCAAUAUCAUGAGAUAAAUUGCAAAAAUGUGUUCAUGCAAGAAUGGCCUUGACAACCUUGACAAGGGUUCAACACCGAACUUAUCCAGAAGCAGAUGAAUUGCUGCUCUGUAUUACCUGGAACCAAGGCCCAAUAGAACUGCACUGAAUUACCGCCCUUGAUACUUUUUAGGAAUGUACUUUGGUUUGGUUAAAAAAGCCUAGGAUAAAAGUUUUAUACAUUUUAAGUAAUUUUUAAAAUCCCCUAAUGAAAAUACAUAUACACGAACAACAGAUGCAUAGUUUCUACGAACACGUCAAAUAUGUGUAUUCUGCCUGAGGCAAAACAUAUAGUCACACCCUCAAAGCCUGAUGUCAUGUCUUUCCACAGUUUGUUGCCUAGGAUACAUUUGCCACUGUUGACAUAACCUAUAUACUGGAUAGGACUACAUGUACCUCAGUAGGCUAGGUCCCGCUCCCCAUAGUUUCACGCCUCAACAACUAAUUUCGUUUUAUGUCAUAGGGGAAGGGAUAUGGCAAAUUACGAAGGGACAUUACUAAGGUAUUCUGUAUCAAUCAUUUUAUGUCUUGUGAAUUUUGUAGCGUGUGUCAUUCUUAUCGCGAUAAGUGUUUCUGCACAUCAACACACAAGAAAGGUUUAGAAAAGUUGUUUGGAUACCAACCUCAGUACUCAUCUAGUGACAUAUUUAUCUGUUAGUCGUUCACGUAUUACUUUUCAUGGUAAGUCUUGGUUGCCAACACAAUGCUACAAACUUAGCAAGGCUAAUACAAAAUGAACAACUAGAGUAUUAUGCAUACGUAAACAUCUUAAUGUGGUUGCACCAUACCGCUAAUGAGGAUUUCGUGUAGUUUGUUCCGCUUAAAGGGACACAGAAUACACCCUGAUUAGCUGACGGUGGGGAUAGGGUUGCCUGGGUUAGACUUUGCAGCUUCGGACACGCUAGCUUAAAUCUGCCAUAUACCAAUAAUUCAGCUGAGGCUAGGCAUAGCCUGGACAUGUGUGUCUCUCACUCCAGCCUGUCAGAAUGGAUUCUGUUUCCCUUUAAUUCCAGUUAUGAAUUUGUACUUUGGAAGGGGGGAGGGUGUAGAGCGUAAAGGGCGUAAUAUAUGGUCGCUUUGAGGGGCGGGUACAGGGUCGGGUUCAUGGACGUGUUAUAAGGCAAGUAAAAGGGCGUACCCACUGCUACGUACCAUUAAACUGUAUAUGUGAUGAACCAUUCAAAUGGAGGUAACAUCUUAUCCGUUUUUUCCCAUCGCAUUUAUGUCUGCCCACUGGAAUUCAACAAAUUUUACGGUUUCAUUCCCAUACAGGAUUUUGUUUUUUAUUUACGACAAGCCUUCUAUAAUAUGCUUUGUCCGUCUGUAAGUCGGUCCGUUGGUAUAUCGGUCGGUUUAACACUUCGAUAUCGUAUCAAUUAAGCUGGUCAUUCACGUAACGAAGUCGCAGUUAUUACGAAUUUUCGUCAAGUUUUUUUUUUUACGUUUUAUAUUUUUUUCAUAUUAUUAAUAUUCUGUUAUCUAAUACUCUUACCAGGCGCUCUCUUUGGCUCAGUGGUAUGUCGUGUCAGUGUCGGAGGACUAAAGGACGACUGAUAUGAGAUUAUAAUUUUCUGUUAACUGACCGUAAGAUUACAUUUCGUUUCCAGGAUUAAGGCCUUAAAACAGUUUCAUCUGUUGAUGUGUGUGUUUUGUGCUUGUUUUUUGUGUGUGUUUGAAGACGAGAAAGUUGCUGUGGAUAAGUUCAUUUAGUUUUAGAUACAAGUGUAGGCUACUACAGCAAAGUAGCAUUUCUGUUUGGGGAAAUAUAGUACAAGAUGGUACAAACUCUUUUUAAUUUA